This is a messenger RNA of Rhododendron vialii, 2848 nucleotides long. RefSeq lists its product as uncharacterized. The transcript has 7 exons. Bases 305 to 2479 code for a protein of 724 amino acids. The record is from RefSeq and is a predicted model, not a curated record. NCBI's taxonomy places the organism in Eukaryota, Viridiplantae, Streptophyta, Magnoliopsida, Ericales, Ericaceae.
GACACCUUUGGGGACAAGGAAACCACGCAAAAUAUAAAGAGACCAUCCGCCAUCUUUCCCUUGCAACUAAUUUCCCUCUCUGUCUUCACUACCCAUUGAACCCCAUCUCUCUACCUUCCCCCACAGUUGCUCCGCCGCCCCCACACCGUAAUACCAAAAUGCCUCUCUCUGCUACCUGAUAGGCGGAAGAAGACAGAUAUUUUUCUUUUUAUUUUCCCUUUGGAACCAAACAAGAGAAAAUCCUUUUCUUUCUUACUUUCCUCUCAUUUUUUUUUAGAACCAAACAUCAAUCCACCCCGCACAAAUGGCGUCUACAUCUUCUCCACAAACGGAGGAGCCUUUUCCAUAUCCGUUAGGAGUCAACGUGGCGGACUCCUUCACCCUAAGGCUCUGCGCAACAAACUACUUCGCGUGGAAGCAACUAAUGCUCAGGUUCUUGGAGAGUCAUAAACUUAGUGGCUUUGUUGACGGCACCAUUAAUCCGCCGAAGAAGCCGCCUCCGCUUUGGGAGUCUUCGCUUUUGUUAGAGGAGCGUUGGGAGGAGGAGCAGGAGACGAGGGAGAAGAAGCGUCAGGAGGAUUGGAAUCAACAGCAUAUGCACCAGGAGGCGGAGACUCAGAGUCUGGUGGAUUGGGUGCAGGAGCGGGAGCUGAAGCAGAAGCGUCGGGAAGGGGAGUGGGAGGAGAGUCUGGAGGAGCAGGAGCGUUGGCAGGAGUGGCUGCGUCGGAAGGAGUGGGGUCGGGAGUGCGUUCGUCGGAGGGAGCGGAUGCUGGAGCGGAAGGAGGAGGAGCGGAAGGAACGGGAGGAGCACCGUACAUACACGGGGUGGAAGAGAUCGGACGAUCUAGUAAGGGGAUGGAUACUAGCGACGGUGGUAGAGGAAUUACUGCCACAAGUGAUGAACCUGGUAACUGCUCGAGAGGUUUGGAUUAAGCUCGGGAAAAUACUUACCCCAGCUUUUCAACCAUCUCACCUUAAACUAUAUGACAUUGCUUUAAAAGUUCUUAAAGGCAACAGAGAGUUAGCAUCCAUGGAACCCUCCCCAUUGGUGGUAAUGGCUCAAAAGCGCACUUCAUUCCUUAGUGGAACCAGCUUGAACUUGUUGGAGCGCUUAAUCUAUUAUGUCAUUCCUUUGAAAUUGGAAGACAUUGCAAACCAACCUCAAAGAAGCAACAUUGACAGUAUUGUCGAGUCUCCUCAAAGAAGCAACAUUGUCGAGCCUCCUCAAAGAAGCUACAUUGAAAGUAUUGUCGAGCCUCCUCAAAGAAACGACAUUGACAGUAUUGUCGAGCCUCCUCAAAGAAGCGACAUUGAAAGUAUUGUCGAGCCUGUAGUUUCUUCUUCGAUUUCUGUCAAAGGGAUGCAAAAAUUGAAGGGACCGUUUUGGGCUGUCGUCGAAAAACUUGUACCACCGAUAAAAUCCGUUUGGGAGACCAAAGUGUUGCACAUCCAAGCACUCAAUCUCGUCAAAUGGCUUUGCCAUUAUGUAGAGGAAACCGACUCCCCGAAUGUUGCGGAAAUCUUAACAGAGCCGCUUAGGAACGCGACGUGCGUGGGGAUCCAUGAGAUCGUGGAGGAGAUUUUGGAGUCGUUCCCCAGCGCAAUUCACUUGAAGAGCGAGAAGGAUCAGUCCCUAUUCCACCUCGCGAUUGUGUACCGCCGGGAGAACGUUUUCAACCUCAUUUAUCAAAUGGAGGAGGACCGUUGUGCAUUUUUGUCAAUGCCAGAUGCGUCGACAAACAACGCGCUGCACUUGGCUGGGAAUCUGACACCACAACAAUACCUAUUGCUUCGAGCAAGUGCUGCUGGUGCCGCUCUACAGAUGCAGCGUGAAUUACAAUGGUUUGAGGAAGUAGGAAAGUGGAUGCUGCCCCAAGCCAGAGAACACAUGAACGCAGACGGAAAAACCCCUCAAGAAGUAUUUACAGACACACACAAGGACUUGGUCAAAGAAGGAGAACGGUGGAUGAGAGACACCGCCAAUUCCUGCACUAUCGUGGCGGCCUUGAUCACGACAAUAGUAUUUGCGGCCGCCAUCACUGUCCCAGGGGGUUCCUUCAGCGACAGCGGUUCCGACAAAAAAGGUCUCCCUAUAAGAUUGGGAGGCCGAGCCUUUACCGUGUUUGGCGUAUCAGACGCGCUCGCCAUGUUCUCCUCAUCCGCUUCUUUGUUGAUGUUCUUGUCCAUCCUCACGUGUCGCUAUGGGGAAGAGGAUUUUCGGUAUUCCUUGCCCAGGAGAUUGAUUAUUGGGCUGGUGACUCUAUUCCUCUCCAUUAUAUCCAUGAUGGUUGCAUUUGGUGCGACAUUAAAAAUUGUAUUUGGGGAAAAGAUGGCGUGGCUGCUUUAUCCUGUGGCUGCUUUAUCCUCUGCACCCGUCGCCUUGUUUGCGUUGUGGCAAUUUCCGUUACUCUAUACUAUGAUCAAAUCCACUUACUUUCCAGGCAUAUUCGGGAAGAAGAGUAAUCGCAUUCUGCACUAAAGGGAAGAAAAUAAUGAGGGAGCCGCAGGAGACAAAAGCUUUUGGAGGUGGUCUUAUUGUCCUAUUCUCGAUCUCGGUUCUGGUAAUUAAGUAUCCGUAAUCUUGUUUGUUCCCUUUACUUGGAUCACCAACCGUUGACAGAAAUAAUGAGUUUUGGGGUUGCACAUUCUUUUGUUCGUGAUAGUAUGUCUAAUUGGGUUUGAUGUUGGUGGUGUGCAUUUGAGAGAAAGAGAGAGAUCGGCGCAUUCUUCUUUGGUGUUGGUUUGUGUGUUGUGGUGCACGUUGCAUUGAUCUGAUGUUGUUGAGAAUUGGUAGUGUUGGAGAUUAGUGGGGGAUAAUGAUAUAGUACUAAUACUACAUGAUUUGCCA